Gordionus sp. m RMFG-2023 is the source of this 2163-nucleotide messenger RNA. RefSeq lists its product as uncharacterized. NCBI's taxonomy places the organism in Eukaryota, Metazoa, Nematomorpha, Gordioida, Chordodea, Parachordodidae. The transcript has 3 exons. The coding region runs from base 1 to 2163 and encodes 720 amino acids. The record is from RefSeq and is a predicted model, not a curated record.
AUGAAUAUUCAAUCACUCAAUAAUAAUAUCACCAAUACUGACAACUGGCUAAAACUCUUUGACUUUUGUUUUACCCACUUGAAGGCUCCAUCAACAAAAAUGAACUUAACAAAACAAAUUAAGUAUCAAUUAAACAACCCAAUCCCUAACAGCAAUGCCUUUUGCUCUUCAAGACCUAACUAUAAUCAUAACACCCCAAAUUUAAAGGCUAAACUUAUCAGCCGUAAAAUUAACGCAUAUAAUAUUAAAGCAGCUUUAAAUUUAGCAGUGUCCGAAGACAUCAUAUCCCCUGAUAAUUUGGACACAAUACUCUUAUUACAAUCUAUACAUCCACAAGAUUUUAAUAAAUUACCACCACCGCCUCUAUCCAUUCCUACUCCUCCUUUAACUGUCAUAGAAGUUACUAAGGCAAUAGUCUCUUUCAGAAAAGACUCCUCAGGAGGACUUGACGGUUUUAGAGCUAUAUACCUUCAGGACCUUACCAAAUCAACAACCACCAGCAUUGAACUUAUAAACAACAUAACAACUCUACUUAAUCAUAUUUUAAACGGCAACAUACCUUCUACAGUACAACCUCUUAUUCACGGUGCACGCUUAAUAGCCUUAAACAAAAAAAAUGGCGGCAUACGCCCAAUUGCUCUUACCGAGCGAUUAAUUCCCCAUCAGCUUGGCUUCAACAUACCUUCCGGUUGUGAGGCACCCUCCCACGCCACACGUAUCCAACUUCACUCCACUAAAAACUGCAUACUAAAAGUGGAUUUUAAAAACGCCUUUAACUCUUUAAAACGAGAACACUUUCUCCCUAUUUUCUGUGACGCUUUUCCAGAAUAUUCUCCAUAUCUUUUUGCCUCUUAUAACAAUUCAUCCUACCUUAAAUUCAACAAUACAAUAAUUGAAUCAAGGCAAGGCAUUCAACAGGGUGAUCCCCUUGGACCCGCCCUUUUUUGCUUAGUCCUUCCCUCCCAUCAAGCUUUCUUCCUUCUCAAAAACUUUUUCUUUAUCCCAAAAAUCCAACACGCCUUCCGCUCUGCCCCACUUUUCUUAUACCCAGAAAUUCUCACCCAAAUUGAAUUAACAAUCAAAGACUCUUUAGAAGGCAUCUUUGAUAUAAAAUUCAGCCCUAAUUCUUGGAUGCAGGCCUCCUUACCCUCGAAAUUUGGGGGUCUUGGCUUAAGAUCAUCCGUGUCACUCAGCCUUGCUGCUUUUUUAGCCUCAGAAUCAAGCUCCCGCUUAAUUAUGCUAUCACUUAACAAUAAUCGCACAGACCCCCACUUUCUCCACGCCCUAGCAAUCUGGAAAGAGAAUUCCUUCUCCGCUCCAAUCCCCACAUCACGAAAGCAACAUGACUGGGAUCUUCCCUUAAUACGCCACUCCGUUGAAUAUUUAAUAUCGAGUGCUGCUUCUAAGGGAUCCCCAUCAAUCCUUUCACAUUUAUUAUCUCCCAUUACAGUUGAUGAAUCCUUAACAGUGGAUCAUCUCUCUCUCCCACAACUGCAAGUUCCACAACUUUUGCCUUCCUUAUCGGGCUAUGAAUGGUUAGAAGCUUUUCCCAGCUCAAACUUAGGACUUCUCUUAACAAACGAAGAAUUACGCAUAGCAAUAGGUCUCCGUCUUGAUUGUAAUAUACUGGCCAACUCCACAUGUACAUUAUGUUUCCAACCCGUUGAUUGUUUUGGACACCAUCCUCUUCAUUGUCGAUUCUCUAAAGGUAGACAUUCUCGACACAGUGCAGUUAACGGCACCAUUCUCCGUGCUCUACGCUCAGCUCAAAUUCCAGCAACUCUCGAACUCUGUGGCCUUUCAACCGAGAAUAAUAUACGCCCAGAUGGGCUGACAUUAAUACCAUGGAGUAAUGGAAUUCUAUUAGCAUGGGACUAUAUAUGCAUCGACCGAUUUGCUCCCUCCUUUAAUAAGAACUCAUUCAUGGGAGCUGAAAACUCGAAAAUUAUUAAAUACACUUCCCUAACAAAUUGCAAUCUCAUACCAAUCGUAUCCGACACAACCGGGUCUUUUGGUAAUCAUGCCCUGACCUUCUUCAAAACCCUCGGUAAAAAAAUCCGCGCCAUCACUGGUGACCCUCAGGAAUGCUUCUAUCUCAGACAGCGCAUAUCUAUUGAUAUAUGCAGAUCUAACUGCAUUGCCAUUCAUGGCUCUCUUUCUUGA